Schistosoma intercalatum is the source of this 864-nucleotide messenger RNA. Lineage: Eukaryota; Metazoa; Platyhelminthes; Trematoda; Strigeidida; Schistosomatidae. The record is from the annotation of a GenBank genome assembly.
GGCGGAUGUUUUUUAUUCAUCUAAGUGAUGUUGUGGAAUAAAUGGAUUCUACGUUGUUUAAUUAUAUUCAAUACAUUUUACUGGAUUACAGGAUGUAUUGCUUUAAGUGUUGGAAUUUAUGAAAUCACUUAUAGUGAUUAUCAUUUUCUUCGAGGAAAAUAUGAUUUCGGAUUAUUUACUGGAUCUUAUAUGAUAUGUUCAUGUGGGAUAAUUAUUCUAAUAUCUAGUCCAUUUGGUUGGGCUGGGAUCCUGUCAAGAUCAAGAGUUAUAUCAAUAUCAUUUUGUAUUAUUCUGGUACUUAAUGGAAUUUGUCUACUUAGUUGUGGAAUAUGGUCAUCAAAAUAUUCUGAAAAUAUACACAUUGAGCUAAAUGAAAUGUUUGAUAAUUUACUAAAAAAUUAUGAUGAGAAACGUUUAAUGGUGAAUGAUGAAACUAAAUUUCUCAAUUACAUUCAAUAUAAAUUUGAUUGCUGUGGUAAAUUAAAUGUUGAAGAUUUGUUAGAUCGUAAACCAAUUAUUGCAUGUGGAAUGAAACCAAUUGAGAAGAAGUGUAAUUAAUAAUUCAUUCAAUUAGGGAUGUUUAACGAAAGUUAUUGGCACGACAAAAUCCGGUCAAUUUCGUAUUGCAUUUGUUAGCAUCUGUAUAGCAAUGUGGCAGUUUUUCGGUAUCAUUAUUUACUCCUUCUUUACUUGUUCAAACUGGAAUAAUCAAAAUCACCAUGAUCAUCAUUUUGAUUAUUAGUAUUCAAAAAAAAGAAUACAAGGAACUUUGAAUAACGAUAAUGAUGGAAAGAAUUUUUAGACAGCAGUAUAUGUUACUAUAAAAUAUACUGGUAUCUAUGCCUUAACAAGAAAUAAAAAAAU